AUGGAUAUUCAAGGAGAUGGUACCAAAAACAUGAAUGGUUCAAUUGGUGAUCUUGAAGACAAAAAUGACAAAAAUGAUGAUGAAUGUGGAAAUUUGGACAUAUGGGAAAUUGAUGAUGAUGACUACUUAGAUAAUGAUAAUAUGAACAUUGAUGAACCUGAACUUGAUAGACACUCAACAAAAUCAAAAACAAGAUAA
Entrophospora sp. SA101 is the source of this 198-nucleotide messenger RNA. The record is from the annotation of a GenBank genome assembly. NCBI's taxonomy places the organism in Eukaryota, Fungi, Glomeromycota, Glomeromycetes, Entrophosporales, Entrophosporaceae.